AAAUAUAACCAAAAACCAGACAAGUAAAAGAUAAAACAAAGGGAGGGGGCUGUUUGUUCGUUUUUGAAGAAAACAUUCUAAAGAAGGGCUUUUGCUAUUUUGUUGGUCGGCUACAGGUGACACUGCUUCUCCUGGAUUUUACAACCUGUGUUUUAAGGAAGACAAGAUAAAACAAAGAAAUGGCUGGUCGAAAUCGCGGGCCUCCACUUCCAAUGAAAGGUGGUGCUCAUGGUGGGCUUCCUCCGCCGGGUCAUGAGCCCCCAUUUCCUAGGGGUCGCGUUCCAAUGCCUCAUCCGGCAUUGCUUGAAGAAAUGAGAGAAUCACAGUAUGGGAUGGGGUCCAGACCAAUGCCUCCACACCCUGCUGUUCUUGAGGAACACCUGGCUACUCAGCAUGAUGAGAUUCAAGGAUUAUUAGUUGAUAACCAGCGGUUGGCUGCAACUCAUGUAGCACUGAAACAAGAAGUAGAAGCUGCUCAAUACGAACUUCAGCGAACUGAUCAUUAUGCCCGUUCGUUGCGUAUGGAAACUGAUGUGCAAAUGAGAGAACUUUAUGAGAAGUCUGCUAAGAUGGAAAUGGAUCUCCAAGUAGUUGAUGGUAUGAGGGCAGAGCUUAUGCGAGUGCGCUCGGAUAUUAAGGAGUUUACUGCUGCCAGACAAGAGCUUACUGUUGAGGUCCAAAGAAUGACACAGGAUUUGACCAGAAUGACUGCAGAUUUACAGCAGACUCCAGCAAUAAAAGCUGAAAUUGAAGGUCUAAAACAAGAGCUGCAGCGAGCAAGGGCUGCCAUUGAGAACGAGAAGAAGGGAUAUGCUGAAAACUAUGAGCAUGGUCAAGUUAUGGAGAAAAAGUUACUAGCGAUGGCUCGAGAGCUUGAAAAACUCCGAGCUGAGGUUGGUAAUGCAGAAAAAAGGGCUCGAGCAGCAGCAGCUGUUGGGAAUCCAGGUGCAGGGUACAAUGCAAAUUAUGGGAAUCCGGAACCUGGUUAUCCAGGGAAUUAUUAUCCUGCUAGUUAUGGAAUGAAUCCUAUGAACCCUGCUCAUGCUGUGCAGGGUGGCGCUGAAGGUUAUCCUCAGUAUGGACAUGGACCUGGUGCUUGGGGUGGUUAUGAUGUGCAGCGAGCUCAAGGACCCAGAUAAACUAGUUCAUGUAGGCUGUCACAUGGUAUUGUGUUUGCUACUUUCCGGUUAUAACCAAUGUCUAAAUGAGUUCAUCGAUGACACAUGAGCAGGAGUUUUCGGGCAGAAUCCAGCUGCUACAGUGGUUUACUUGUAUCAGUACAGAAGAUCUGGCGGCAACUGAUUUAUCAGUUAUUUUGCAACUUGUGCUACCAAGUGUAGCAGUUAAUAGCAAUGUGGAUUCCACAACUAUUUGUUUUAUGAACAAAUUGAUCGGAAUAUUUAUCUCCUUGUGAAUUGUGAUGCGA
Molecule: messenger RNA, 1426 nt
Organism: Lycium ferocissimum
Lineage: Eukaryota; Viridiplantae; Streptophyta; Magnoliopsida; Solanales; Solanaceae
Product: protein FLX-like 1
Exons: 7
Coding region: 180-1139 (319 amino acids)
Source: RefSeq, a predicted model, not a curated record